This is a messenger RNA of Meloidogyne enterolobii, 1305 nucleotides long. Lineage: Eukaryota; Metazoa; Nematoda; Chromadorea; Rhabditida; Meloidogynidae. The record is from the annotation of a GenBank genome assembly.
AUGGAGGAUGACAUUAAAAAGGGUAAAGAUGCUCUUGAAAAAAUUUCCAAAGAUCGUGCUGAUUUGGAAAAUCGAAUACAAACAAUUAAUAACGAAUUACAACACAAAUUAUUUAAAAAACGAGAGCAAUUGAAUGCUGUAAUUGAAUCAUUUGAUGCUGGUGAAAAAUUAAAUCGUUUGGAUGCACAACAAUCAGAAAUUAGACUUAUUAAUGUAAGAGUGAACAAGUUAUUGGAAUUUGUUGGAGGAUUAGAUAAGAAUAUUGAGGAAUAUAGCAUAAAGAAAGCAGCAUUGACUGGUGCAUUAGAAGAAUUACAAGAUGAGCAAAAGAAAGCGGAAAAGUCAUUGGAAGAUUUUGCUAAAAAUGCUGAAAUUUUUUGUACAAAAAUAGCCAAUCUUCAAUCUAAAAGGGAAGAAUAUUCUAGAAAGAUAAAAGAAAUUGGUCCAUUACCAGCAGAUGCCCAUGGAACUUAUGAUAAACUACCAUUAAAACAGUUGGAUAAAAGAUUAACUGAAGCAAUGAAUCAUUUAAAAAAAUAUGAAAAUGUUAAUAAAAAGGCUUGUGAACAAUUUAUUCAGGCAGCCUCACAAAAAGAUGAUUUGGCUAAAAGAGUGAAUGAAUUACAGAAAAAUGAACAGGCAAUAAAAGACUUGUUAACAGUAUUGGAAAAUCGACGUUAUGAAACUCUUCAUUUAACAUUUAAACAAGUGGCAAAAUAUUUUUCUGAAGUGUUUCGUAAACUUAUACCUAAUGGAUCUGCUAAUUUGGUAAUGCAAACAUUGGAAAAAAGUUUAAGUACACGUUCUACAACAACAUUAUCUCAUAGUACAACAUUGCAAAGUGGUGCUGAAACUGAAACUACAAUUGGUGAACAACCAUCUAUGCCCGAGCGUGUUUUGCAUGAUUUGGAAACUUUUGUUGGGACAAGUAUUAAGGUUUCAUUCACUGGUGGUACAGAAACUAGAGACAUUACUUCACUUUCUGGAGGUCAAAAAACUUUGGUUGCUUUAGCCUUAAUUUUUGCUAUUCAAAAAUGUGAUCCAGCACCUUUUUAUUUGUUUGAUGAAAUAGAUGCUGCUUUGGAUCAAGAACAUAGAAGGGCGAUUGCUGAAAUGAUACAUGAUCUUUCCCAAACUGCACAAUUUAUCACGGUAUUUAAAUUAAAAAAAUUUUUUUCCUACCCAAAUAUUUUUCUUUUAAAAAAGACAACAUUCCGUGCUGAAUUGUUAGAACAUGCCGAAAAAUUUUAUGGUGUUCGUGUACGUGAUAAGGUGUCUUAUAUUGAUGAGGUGAAGUUUUUUUAG